AUGUCCUCUGAAUCCAUAUUCCGCAAACACUGUGUACAGAUUGCCUCGCAUCUCGGGACGAAGAUAUCAGACUCGACCCCUACCACCAUCUACGACGCAUCAAAGAACUCCAGCGCAACCGAGGCAAGCUUGCCACGGCCACCGCGUGAGCAUACCACGGUGAACGACGUUCUUGCUGAAUCGUUGGGUCUGGGGGAAUCUAGACCUGAGUCUUUGCUGCCCAUCAAAGUACACAAUGCAGACCAUGCGCAGUCUAUUACCGAUGAGCUACAAAGCUGGAAGAUUCACGCGAAAGAAACAGCCAAACGCGCAGAGCAAAAGCAGAAAGAGGCCGAGAAGCAUAUCACCAAAGCUCGAGAAGACAAGGCCUUGGCCGAGAAAGCUCAAAUCUUCUAUGAUAAAAUGAAAGUAGCAAUUUCACUGAAGGGCGAAUUCGACCUUAUCUGGAAAGACAUACGGAAGCAUUGCGACCGCUAUCUCGGCUACAAGCAUAUGGAUAAAUCCAGGCAGAUGGCUAUACAUGCUAUCUGGAAAUAUCUCUGCAGGAACGCUUGGGGUUGCGAUGACAGCAACAGCAGCACUCGGGGUAGCUUCUCCGGGAAGAAAAGCAACCCUCUGGAAAGUCGUCUCUUCCCUACUGACUCUACAUACACAGGAAGGCCAAUGUCUGAAUCCCUGGGCAACUUGAUCGCCAGGGCCAAGGAUCUGCAGGAUGAAUUAAAGGAGUAUGGGUUUCAAGCUCACAUCGACCCGGAGGGUCAUCUUGAUGAAAGUCUACCCCUGGCUCUAGACUCCGGAGUCAUGAUUUGUGUGAAGCAUAGGAAGGAUGGAUGCCUUGGGUUUUGGUAA
This is a messenger RNA of Aspergillus vadensis CBS 113365, 849 nucleotides long. RefSeq lists its product as uncharacterized. Lineage: Eukaryota; Fungi; Ascomycota; Eurotiomycetes; Eurotiales; Aspergillaceae. The coding region runs from base 1 to 849 and encodes 282 amino acids. The record is from RefSeq and is a predicted model, not a curated record. The transcript has 4 exons.